Anguilla rostrata (American eel) is the source of this 2964-nucleotide messenger RNA. It is a transcript of the gene pigv, whose product is annotated as phosphatidylinositol glycan anchor biosynthesis, class V. The coding region runs from base 408 to 2000 and encodes 530 amino acids. Gene Ontology annotation, cellular component: mannosyltransferase complex; endoplasmic reticulum membrane. The transcript is spliced from 3 exons. Gene Ontology annotation, molecular function: alpha-1,6-mannosyltransferase activity; GPI mannosyltransferase activity. The record is from RefSeq and is a predicted model, not a curated record. Gene Ontology annotation, biological process: GPI anchor biosynthetic process. Lineage: Eukaryota; Metazoa; Chordata; Actinopteri; Anguilliformes; Anguillidae.
ACUGCGUCACUGAGAAGAGAAUCGAUACGCGCAUGCGUCUAGAGAAGUGUCUACUACACGCCGCAAUGCAUUCGCUAAAGGGGCGUGCAGCUCAGUAUUUAGCGCUUGUAUGUAGCAGUUUAGCAAAAAUAAAACUGAAAUGUGUUUGAGACUACUAAAAAUACGGUGUUCGCGUUUUACGCUCAGGCAGUUCUAAAUGUCGCUAUAUGACUAGAUUGUACACCGUGGUUUUAACUUAGUAGCUAACCAUACUAGAUACCCGGAAGCGAGUUGCAGGCGUUACCUAUCUGGAUAUGUAACUUCGUGUUUUUCCUAAACAAAUUCGAAUAAUUUCUGUAAAAUGAACUCAUGAACGUAUGGCCGUCCUCAUGUAGCGUCUGGGAGCGAGAGGCGAGAGUCGUUUUGAAAUGGACGUGAGGACAGUGGUCCAGUUCGCGGCGUUCACAAGAGUCUUGACAUUAGUGUUGCAGGCUGUGUUUAACGCGCUGAUUCCAGACCACGCUGCUGAUGCCUUCAGCCCGCCGCGAGUGGAGGAGGGGGGGGCGCUGGACGGGGUGGUGGAGGCCCUGCUGGGGGGGCUGUCCCGGUGGGAUGCCGAGCACUUCCUGUUCAUCGCCGAGCGCGGCUACGUGUUCGAGCACAACCACGCCUUCUUCCCGCUGCUGCCGCUGGGCCUGCGCGCCACGGCGGGGGUCCUGCGGCCGCUGGCCGGCUGGCUGUCACUGCGAGGGCGCCUCCUGCUGGCGGUGGCCGUGCUGAAUAGCGGCCUGUUCGUCCUGAGCGCCGCGGCGCUGUACGGGCUGGGCCGCGCGGUUCUGCGUGACCGUCGCCUGGCGCUGCUCUCCAGCCUGCUCUUCUGCCUCACGCCCGCCAACGUGUUCCUGGCGGCCGGCUACUCAGAGGCGCUGUUCUCCGCGCUGACGUUCGCGGGGCUGGGGGCGCUGGAGGGGGGGGCCCCGCUGCGGGCCAGCCUGCUGCUCUCCCUGGCCACCGCCUGCCGGGCCAAUGGCCUGGCGAACACCGGCUUCCUGGUCUACCUGCCAUUGCGCUGGGGGCUGGCCCAGGCCGGGGGGGUCUGCAGGGGUGCGGGGGGGCUGGGCAGGGGGCUGCGUCUGGUGGGCGUCGGCCUACGCUUCCUGCUCACGGCGGCUGUGGGCUGCGUCCUCGUCGCGCUCCCCUUCGCCGUGUUCCAGCUGUACGGCUACCGCACCUUCUGCACCCCCUCCCUGCUGCCCGAGGAGGUGCCCCCUGCCCUGCUGGCACUGGCGCGGGUCAAAGGUUACCGGGUCCCCGACGCCACCCAGCCGCCCCCUCCCUGGUGCCACGCCCGGCCCCCCCUGCUCUACUCCUACAUCCAGGACGCGUACUGGGAUGUGGGCUUCCUGCGCUACUUCCAGCUCAGACAGACCCCCAACUUCCUGCUGGCCCUGCCUGUGGCCCUGCUGGUCGCCAUGGCAGCCUGGACAUACGCCGCCGCCAGCCCCGCCCUGUGUCUGCGCCUGGGGCUGUGGGGGGAGCGGCUGAUGGGGGGGGCGGGGAAACCGGCCUCUGGAUUCCUGAACCCCAGAGUGUUCGUGUACGUGGUGCACGCUGGAGUCCUCCUGGCGUUCGGCUUCUUCUGCAUGCAUGUGCAGGUUCUGACCCGGUUCCUGGCCUCCUCGUCCCCUGUGCUUUACUGGUUCAGUGCGCACCUCCUCCUGCACCAUGAGCCCCUUCUGCAGGAGGAACAGCAGCAGGAGCAGCAGCAGGAUGAGCUGCAGGAGGAGCAGCAGCAGGAUGAGCUGCAGGAGGAGCAGCAGCAAGAGCAGAAGCAGAAGGAGCAGGGCUCCUCUCUGCACCUCCCCAGGGUGGUAUGGGGAGGCCUGUCCCACAACCCUGUCACCCAUCUGCUGCUCCAGUGGAGGUGCUGCUCCACCCUCUCCCGCUGGCUGCUGGGAUACUUCACCUCCUAUUGGCUGCUGGGCCUGGCACUACACUGCAACUUCCUGCCCUGGACCUGAUCCAGACCUGUCGCCUUGCGGCUGUGUGAUUAUAGCAUUUAAACUGCUAUUUCUGUGCUAACAGGGCUGUAGCAGGGAUUAUAGCACUGAAACUGUAGCAUUUAAACUGUGCUAACAGGGCUAGCAGGGCUCUUCCCUUUCACACACACAUGCUAUACGGCCAGAUGCUGAGCUUCCCUGAUGGACUUGCAGUGCUCUGUGUGGAAAAGGGCCUGCGUAUGUUCUGAGACCAUGAAGCUGCACAGAGUAACUGUGCCCUCCACAGUGCAGUGCGUCUUCCCUGCCUUCACAGAUCUCCUCAGGGAAACACUCCCACUGAGACACACCCACUGAACACCUCACUCCCACUGAACACCUCACUCCCACUGAGACACUCCCACUGAACACCUCACUCCCACUGAGACACACCCACUGAGACACGCCCACUGAACACCUCACUCCCACUGAGACACUCCCACUGAACACCUCACUCCCACUGAACACCUCACUCCCACUGAGACACACCCACUGAGACACGCCCACUGAACACCUCACUCCCACUGAGACACACCCACUGAGACACGCCCACUGAACACCUCACUCUCUCUGAGACACGCCCACUGAACACCUCACUCCCACUGAACACCUCACUCCCACUGAGACACACCCACUGAGACACGCCCACUGAACACCUCACUCCCACUGAGACACACCCACUGAGACACGCCCACUGAACACCUCACUCUCUCUGAGACACCCCCACUGAACACCUCACUCCCACUGAGACACUCCCACUGAACACCUCACUCUCUCUGAGACACUCCCACUGAACACCUCACUCUCACUGAGACGCCCAUAGAACACCUCACUCUCACUGAGACGCCCAUAGAACACCUCACGGGAAGGGCUUUUCUGCUGCUGAAUGUGCUUUUCACAGAAAUGGGACACUUUUUGUAUGACCAAAUAAAACAUUUUGAAUACAUUA